Messenger RNA from Nannizzia gypsea CBS 118893, 939 nucleotides. RefSeq lists its product as hypothetical. The transcript has a single exon. Lineage: Eukaryota; Fungi; Ascomycota; Eurotiomycetes; Onygenales; Arthrodermataceae. The coding region runs from base 1 to 939 and encodes 312 amino acids. The record is from RefSeq and is a predicted model, not a curated record.
AUGCCGCUGUUCGGAUCAUCGUCGUCAUCAUCGAGGUCAAAGUCGCCUCUAUCAUUCCUGAACCGGAAUAAACAGCACCAGCCGGCUCAGAAAACAUCAUAUAGCUAUGAUAACAAAUCCAUGGGAAGCAGUCAUCUGGGGCCUCCGCCAGCAUACACACCUGUCUCAGCCAGCUCAACAACGGCUCCAAGCUUCCCAGCUCCAGCAAGUGAGAGUGACUCUCUGGCCGCGGGUCGAGACCAAGCAGACUCGUUUCUCACCCAGUUCGACACCGUCUUCUUGAUAGAUGACAGCGGAAGCAUGCAGGGACCCAGCUGGGAGGCAACCGAGAACGCGCUGGCCAAAAUCGCCCCCAUCUGCACCGCUCGCGACAAGGAUGGGGUCGAGAUAUACUUCCUCAACCACCGCUCAGGCACAGCGAAUGGAGCGUACUCCAACGUGCGGGACACAGGCCAUGUGCGCGAAGUGUUUACGGCCGUGACCCCUUACGGCGGGACUCCAACGGGGACGAGGCUAAAUCAUAUCCUGAAACCGUACCUGAAGGGGUUCGAAGAGGCAUCGAAGAGCAUGAGUGCCGACGAGCGGGACCGUGCGGUGCGGCCGCUUAACAUCAUCGUCAUCACAGAUGGGGUGCCAACGGACGAUGUCGAGAGUGUAAUCAUCCAGGCAGCGAAGAAGCUGGACAAGCUCAACGCUGUGCCGUGGCAGGUAGGGAUCCAGUUCUUCCAGGUUGGGAACGACCCCGAGGCUGCGGAGGAUCUCAAAGAGUUGGACGACGCCCUGGCUGGCCAGAACAACAUCCGUGAUAUGGUCGACACAGUGCCCUGGGAUGGCACACAGGUCGGCGGUGGGCUCAACGCAGAUGGAGUCUUGAAAGUGGUCCUCGGUGCCGUGCACAAGAAGUAUGACCGAAAGAACGCUUUGGUCUUGCCGCGGUAG